CAGAAAUGUUUUAUCGACAAAACAAAGUGGAAUGAAUUUCAAGCUACAUUUAAUAGGCUGAUAAUACUCACAAUUAAAUGAAUAUCGAGUGAUAAUCCUUGUAAGAAUUCUUAAUAAUCGGUAACAACUGGAUAAUGGCAUCAUCAUAUGGACAUCGAAAAAUCAAUAUAUCAAAGUUUUUGGUCACACAACAUGUUAACAUUAAAAAGUGGUGCAGAAGUAGUAGAUAUUCGGAAUCUUUUCAAAUUUUGAAGAAGAAAGAAUUAAAGUUAAGUUGUCUCAGAAGUGUUUUGCAAGUGAUUGUGCAUUUUAAAUUAAAAAGAAAGUGUUUGAAUUUAACCAAGGAUAUAAAGAUGCCCCAAUCAGAAAAUAUGAGCGGGGGUUACGUAUCUCUCAAUGAAGGAUCAAAUGUUUAUAACUCAACAACGCAACCAAAACGAACAAAUACAGUAUUAGAGUCGGUCAAAAAAGCGAUUGGGCAUGCUAUAGGAGCACAGGAUUCAAAUUAUUUAAUAAACGGCAACGACAAUGCAAAAAUAGUAGCAUCGAAACUAAAUGGAAGAGAGUUAAAAGAAAUAAAAACGAUAAGUAAAAAUACUUCAAUCAGAAUGCCGUCAGCUCCAACGCCACACAGUGCUGAAUCAGCUCGUUUAUUGGGAACAAUGCCAGCUGAGCUUGACGACAUCGAAUUGCGUUCCGUACAAUUACAACAGUCCCACUCUCGCGAUUCAAUAAGCAAUGCAUGCGAUUUACGACGCGUUCCAACUGAUAAAGGCGACAUUAUGGUAGCGAUUCAGGGCAACAUAUCAAAGCCAGCAAUCUUAACAUUGCACGAUUUGGGAUUAAAUUAUGCAUCGACAUUCACUGGUUUCUUCAACUUUCCAACGAUGAGAGCACUGCUAGAAAAUUUUUGUGUUUAUCAUGUCACUGCGCCGGGACAAGAAGAAGGAGCUCCAACAUUUCCCGAAGACUACGUGUAUCCAACAAUGGAUGAACUUGCGACACAACUUCUUUUCGUCAUGUCUCAUUUCGGUUUGAAGUCGAUCAUUGGCUUCGGUAUUGGAGCUGGUGCAAAUAUUCUCGUACGAUUUGCACUUGCACAUCCAGACAAGGUCGGUGCAUUGUGCCUAGUGAAUUGCAGUUCAACACAAGCUGGUUGGAUAGAAUGGGGAUAUCAGUCAUUAAACACGAGAAAUCUCAGAUCAAAAGGCAUGACGCAAGGUGUUCUUGAUUACUUGAUGUGGCAUCAUUUUGGACGUAGUCCAGAAGAAAGAAACUUGGAUCUCGUACAAAUGUAUAAAUCUUACUUUGAGAGAUCAAUUAAUCCUAUCAACUUGGCACUUUUUAUCGAUUCCUAUGUGAAACGAACGGACAUGAACAUUGCAAGAACUCCAUCUGGUAGUCCACAAGCUGCUGCUACGCUGAAGAUGCCUGUUUUAAACAUUACUGGAUCAUUGUCACCACACAUCGACGACACUGUUACAUUUAAUGGACGUUUGGAGCCAACGAAAACCAGCUGGAUGAAAAUAAGCGAUUGCGGAUUAGUUCUUGAAGAGCAACCAGGAAAACUCGCCGAGGCAUUUAGACUUUUCUUACAGGGUGAAGGCUAUGAAAAAGCCUAAUCGUCUUCAGACAAAUUAGAAUUCUCAAUGAAGUGAUAAGAUAAAAAAAAUAUCCCAGUUCAUUUGCAUAACAUCAUAAGACAUGCAUCUUGCUUCUAACAAAAUACUCUACUCUUCACCAAAAAAUAAUAAAACUAUUUGAAAAAAAAAUUCUGUAAGUGUAAACUAAUUAAAAAUUCAACAAAUUAUACGUUUGGCCAUCAGCACCAUCCAAACUGUUCAUGUCGCAACACUAUUUGAAAUUUCAUUUAAAGAGCUUUAUUUGCAACAUCACCAAUAAAGCUAACGUGGAUGAUUACAAUGGAAACAAUGUUGAAACAGAAACCGAUUUGAUGAACGGAAACACCAAGUUUAAGAAAAACUUCAUCUGUCAUCUUCAAGAAUCAACUGGGAAAAUUAGAAUUACCGAGAAUCCCUUGCCGGAAAGCGUUUUAAACUGCUAGAAACCUCCUUUUUGCUUAACGUAUGUUACUGUUGAUGCAACGAGAAUUUAUGUGAGAUAAUAAAAUGAAGAAUAAAAAAAAAUUCGUUUAGAACGAAAUGCUUUAUGCGAAGCGAUAUCAAAAGAUACUGAAUAUCAAAAAUAUAAUCUUUUCAUUUUGAAAAACUGUUUUUAACUUCGAUUUUUUCAAAAAAGUUUUUAGAAUGUUUUAUUUCGUAGGUAAUUAUAAUUCCAAAUUGAAAAAUGUGAAAUUAAAUUUUAUUUUUAUAAAUCGAGUAAAUGAUGCAAGUAACGAUGAUUUGAAUGGGAAUUUAAGUAUAAUGAUAAGUAAUAAGAGGAUUUAAAGGAAGCAAGAAAGACAAUUGAUCGAUAAUAAAUCGAUAAUUUUCAAUUUGGAAAAGCUACGACUAAGAAGCAUCGAUCUGAUAGCAUAAAAUAAGAAGAUCACGAAAUAUUAUGAAAAUGCAUAUCCAAGUAGCAAUUAAUUAAUUAUUAACUUAUCAAAAUAUUCUUCCCCUCCUGAUUUCACUAUUAAAUCAACAAAUUAAAUCCUUAAAAAUAUUAUAAAUUAUCUACUGAUGAAAAUGUUUUAAACAUUAAAACUGCCACAACACAAUUCUUUUUAAUUACUUACACAACUUUUGAAAACCUAAAGUAUGAAAUGAAUUUAUAAGAAUGUUUGUCAAUAAAGUUUUGACAUGCUUAAAGCUUGUCAUAAUGGACAUAAUUUCAAUGAAAGAAAGACGAAGAUGCUACUAUUUAAUUACAUCAACAAAUGAUGCUUUGAUUAUAAAUACUCAUUAAAUUGCAGCUAUUUAUAUUUUGAAUAGUGUUCGACAAUGAAAUGGAAAUCAAAAGAAAUAUGCUUUUAACAAGAUUAAACUCCAUUAUAGCAUCAUUUGUAGCAAAAGGCCAAUAGAAUUUCACAAUUUUAAUUAAAAGACUUUUUAACCUUAUCGCUUCUUAAAAGUUACCUAGAUGAAUCCUCUUAAAUAUUUUAUUUUACUGUCUCGAUGACAUUGGCUAACAAAAGAAAAGAAUAUUAAGACACUAGAAGCUUUGAUAGUUACAAAUUAAUUCUAAGUAUAAAAGUUAUCCUUAAAAAAUCUUUGUAGAUUAGAAGAGCUUUUAGGCGAGGUUGCUAAAUCGAAGCUAAAUUUACGUUAAACGACUUGACGAUUCGGCAUUUAGUUAAUACGAAAAAUAGUUCAAAAUAUCAAAAAUUUGUUAUGACAGUGCCUGAUAUUUUAUUUCGAAAUUUUCUGGGAUAGCAUUAUUCUAGUGUUUUUAAUAAACAAUCUGAUUUUAAAUUGAAUAAAAAUUUUUUUUUUUUUUGAAGAAAAAUGAAACGGAGGACUAUAAUGUAAAAGAAACUAGCACGAAGCUUUAAUAAAACUCAAAUGAAUU
Messenger RNA from Clunio marinus, 3471 nucleotides. Lineage: Eukaryota; Metazoa; Arthropoda; Insecta; Diptera; Chironomidae. The record is from the annotation of a GenBank genome assembly.